Molecule: messenger RNA, 1451 nt
Organism: Paramecium octaurelia
Lineage: Eukaryota; Ciliophora; Oligohymenophorea; Peniculida; Parameciidae
Source: the annotation of a GenBank genome assembly
AUGUCUGCAUAAAUCUAAGUUUGUUUAGACACGUUGGCUUUUGAUUAAAUUGAAGAAAUAGUUUUGAUUAAUGGAUAGCCAUCAGUCGAGUUAACUGUGUAUACACCCUUUAGUUAAUACUGUUUUGAAAGUAAUGAAUGUGUUUAUCUCAAGGUAGCAAGCCAAUAAAGGAGUUCUAUGAAUAUGUAUAACAUAUCCAAAAACAUUGUUUCGUGUUGCUGAGCCUAGACAAAGCUUAGAUCGAUCUCCUUCAAAGUGUGAAGGACAAAGCCAAAACAAUCAUCGCGAUUAAUAAACUAAUUGGUGAGCUAUUAUAUAGAAGAGAUCUGAUUACUAAAUAAAAAGUAAAUGAUUGUGUUAUCUAGAGACCAUCAACUUAUUAGGUUUGAAUCAAUAAAUUUAAGUAUAUUCGCAAAUCAAAGCUUUAGUAUAUCAUUUCUUUAUACAGAUUAGAUUCCGAAUAUAGUCAUGGGCUUCAAAAUCUCCGAUUCUAAUCUUACUGUGUCAUAAAUGAUAAUAGUCAAUUAAUUUUUGGUUGUAACUUUGGAGAAUCAGAGUUAAUUGCAAAAGUUUGGCAAAAUUUGGAAUUUGAUUGAACCUGAAAUUAUGGGUUAAAUGAUUGUAUUUGUAAUUGGAGAAGCAACUCCAUUCCAUAGAAUCUUUGAUAAAUUUUAUAGUUUCAAACUCUUUUGUGUGUAAAAUAGUAAUAUACUCAAUGAUUAAUUUAGUCAAUGAUAAGUUGGUUGUAGGCACAUGUUAAGGAUCAUUGAUUAUAUACUAAAUAACUGAGCAUUCAAUAUAAGAGAAAACAACAAUUUAAGUCUUGACAUCUCCCAUAUACAGAAUCCACCAAUUUAAUGAAGAAAUUUAUCUUGUCACAGAUAGUUAAGUCAAGAUAUUGGAUCGAUAGACUUUUGAUUUAAUCGGAGGAGGAAGUCUGAAAAAUAGGUUGUAAGCAGCUUGGAUUUCAUGUCUAAAUUUUGAUGACAAAGAGAAACUCUUGUUUUUAGGUAAUAUUAAAUAUACAUCAUGUAGGUACUUCAUAAGGUUUCAUACUUGUUUAUAAAAGGACUGAAAAGCUAGAGUUCUUAAAUUAAAUCAAUUUUAAUGUCAAUACUCCAAUCAAAUCAAUUCAAAUUAUGGAUAAUUAUCUUUACCCAUGUACUGAUAACGGAGUUGCUAUUAUAUAAAUGAAAUAUAUGGAUAAUCAAUUCUAAUACUAAGAGAAAACAGCAUUUGCAAGUUAGUUAAAAUUAGUUGGGUUCAUGAGGACCUAGAGUUCUGUAUUUGGAUUCACUUAAUGUGGAUUAUUAGUAUAAUGGAACCCAGAAAAUGGAUAAAUGAAUUAAGCAUAUAAAAUAGAUAAAAAUUGUUUAUUUGGAUUAUAUAAAUAGAAUUCAAUAUUUAUUGUUACAAGUGAACAAAUGAUUCAUAUAGUUAAUUUUUAAUGA